AUGCAGCGAUUUGCAAAGCUAGCCUCUUCUGCCGGCGGUGUUGAUCGCAUUCUCAUGCUGGUCCAGUAUUCGCUAACGCUUGUGUUGCCAUCCCUCGUCAAACGCACAUUGGACCCUAAAGCACUCGUCACAGGGCAAGCGCUGACUACGGCUCAGUUACUGCUCAGUGCAAAGAGGCUGCGUGAUCUGUGCUCAGACUACCGUAUCUUUGCUCGACUGGUUGGUUACCCUGCUAUACACAGCUGGGGUAUUGGCGUCUAUAACAAGCCUGCUUCUGCUAGAACUGGACCUAUCCCAAGUUGGAUUGAGGAUAUACAGGUCCUUGUCAAUCUUGCCUACCAGCCAAUGGAGAAUGCAGCGUACCUUUCACAGCACGGUAUCCUGCCAUUGUCGAAGCAGACGGAGAAUAAGCUAUGGACUUGGUCCUGCCGAAUGUGGGCAGCCCAUGUCUUUCUGGACUUGUACAAGCUCAUGCUCGAGCGUCAAUCCACACCUUCCCUACAGUCAAGUGCAAGAAUCAAGACAAAGGAGCAGCAGCAGGCCCGAGUCCAUUGGCUGAGGGAAGUCAUCAUCAACCUGGCCUAUGCACCCUUGACGCUGCACUGGAGUGCAUAUCAGGGGAUUGGACUGAGUGAGCGGCAGGUGGGUGCACUGGGCCUUGUUGCAGCAGUGGGCCAGAUCAGUAAAGCAUGGGAGCUGACCAAGUAG
Messenger RNA from Protomyces lactucae-debilis, 708 nucleotides. RefSeq lists its product as uncharacterized. Gene Ontology annotation, cellular component: peroxisomal membrane. The coding region runs from base 1 to 708 and encodes 235 amino acids. The transcript has a single exon. Gene Ontology annotation, biological process: peroxisome fission. NCBI's taxonomy places the organism in Eukaryota, Fungi, Ascomycota, Taphrinomycetes, Taphrinales, Protomycetaceae. The record is from RefSeq and is a predicted model, not a curated record.